Messenger RNA from Acanthoscelides obtectus, 3020 nucleotides. NCBI's taxonomy places the organism in Eukaryota, Metazoa, Arthropoda, Insecta, Coleoptera, Chrysomelidae. The record is from the annotation of a GenBank genome assembly.
CACCAAGCACGUAAAGUUCAUGUGUUCAUGAGUGUAAUUUUUAUUGUCAAUCUUACGAGCAUAUGCGGAGAAGAACAAUGUUUGACGUGAGUAGGGAUGGCCGGUUAAAUAUAAUGUGAGCAAUUUGGCACAGGGUUAGUUUGUUUCAAAAUCGUCACAAUGAUGAACACGGUUAUUGUCUUGUCUGCCUUGGCGACGGUAUCCUUGACGCAACAGCAAGGUGAGCCGAUACCGAUAGUGAGGUACGAGAAUGAAGGGGUUAAUGCAGAUGGAUCGUAUCAGUGGAGUUUGGAGACAGGCAAUGGCAUAGUAGCCCAAGAGCAAGGUCAGAUCAAAAACGCGGGUAGUGAAAACGAGGCGGCAGAAGUACAGGGUUCCUUCCAGUACCAAGCCCCUGACGGCACUCCAAUCUCAAUGAACUACAUAGCCAACGAAGGAGGCUUCCAACCACAGGGAGAACAUCUUCCGACUCCACCUCCUAUUCCACCAGCGAUACAAAGGGCGCUGGAGUGGAUUGCCGCUCAUCCUGAACCAGAAGAAGCUCAGAGACCUCAGAGAGAGGUGCACGCCAAACCUUUACCACGACCUUUUCAAAAGACGAACCAGCGCGGGUUUAAUCGACACUUCUGAGUCGGAUCUCAGUGGUCUUGACCUUUUUCUGAUAUACCGUGUAGCUCAUAGAUAAUGAAAGGCUGGAAAUGCAAUUCAAACAGCGCAGAAAAUGACCAAAUGUGCAGAAACGUGGUAAAAUCGGUAAUGACAAAAAUUGUUCUUAUUCCGCCGGUGUCUAUAGUUAUCUAACGCUCUUCUGAAGCUAUGUCAAGUCAUGGCAUCAAUUGACAUCUAUGAGAUAUACGGUAAUUACGUCUGUGUAUAUAAUGUGUCUAAUAAAUUAAAUAAGCCAACUUAUUCUCUUCUAACAGAUAGCCUGUAUCCAGUUCCAAAAAUAGGUUGCAUAUACAGGGUGUUUCAGUUUAUUGUUGCAUAACUUUAAUACUCGAUAGAACUUUUAAAAUUAAUGCAUAAAGUCUAUAUAAACAUGGGUCGAAAAAUGCGUGGCUUGCGAAAUACAGGGUGUUUAAAUUUACUUUCUGAAAUAGUUUUUUUUUAAUAUUUAGAACAAUAUUUGAUUUAUAACAGUGAAAAUUGGUAUACAAGGGUUUUUUGGUACGACAAAACGAACCAUGGACAUAGUUUUAUUGUAGCCGCUAGAGGGCGCUCCCUACUGUACCUGUGUAUUGAAAUGACCGAAAAUUUUUUCUUUGUGCAAUUUUUUGCUUUUUGAAUAAAAAACUGAUUAUUCGCACUUUUCGGCAUAAAAAAGCUCUCCUGUGAGUUUUUGUUAUAGUUAGCCGUUUUUGAGAUAUUUCGAUUUCUAAGGUUCGAUGCAUUUUUAAUUAUUUAUGGGAAAAUAAUAUUUUUUUACAUUUUCGAUUUGGGCAUUACAAGUAAUUAAGAUAAUCGUUUAGAUUGUGUUCUUAAACACAUAUAUAAUAAUAUUUUUAACAAAUUAAAUUAAUUAUUUACAACUAAAAUGCUAUUGGAUAGUUAGGACAAACAUACGAAAUCUAGAGUAGUUGCUCGAAAUGUAAACCCAAUUGUUCAAUACACAAUUCACAUCUACGAAUGAUCGAACGUCGUAUAGCAUUAUUCAAAUAAGGCCUUAUUUCAUCACAUGCAUUCCUGAUUCUGUCUAUUAGCAUAUCUCUUGUGAUUACGGGAGUCUGGUACACUUUUUCUUUGAGAAAUCCCCACACAAACAAAUCUAAUGGAUUUAGGUCAGGGGAUCGUGGAGGCCAGGCGACUGGUCCACCACGGCCGAUCCAUUUUUCUGGAUAAUUUUCAUCCAGCCAGUUUCUAGCUGGAACCAGGCCAAUCUUCUUAAAUCUAACAUAACGUCAUCCCACAUAUUUGCAUGUUCAGCCUUUAAAAAUUCCAAGAAGGUCGCAGCAUUUAACCUUGCAGGCAAAAGGUAGGGUCCAAAUAGUCGAUUACGGUAGAUACCAAUCCACACGUUCACACUAAAUUCAUGCUGAAAAUUUCUUUCCCGAACUGCAUGCGGAUUUUCAUGCGACCAAAUAUGUUGAAUAUGAAAAUGUUCCACUCCGCGUCUAGUGAAGCAUCACUCAUCGGUCCAUAAAAAGUUACUUAAAAACUCCCUAUUAUUAUCAGUUCUAUCAAGAAUCCACCGACAAAAUGUGAUUCUUCGUUCUCCGUCCCCUGGAUGUAGUCCUUGCACAGGUUGCAAAUGGUAAGGACAUCUAUGGUCAUUUCUAAGAACACGGUGAACAUGGCUUGCUGAAAUUCCCAAGGCACCAGAAACUCUCCUAACACUUGUGGUCGGAUCUCUAUCAAACUCACGCAGCAUCAUACGGGUAAAUCUGCGCUGACGAACAUUUAUGUUUUGAUCCCUUUGGAGAUUUCCAAAACCAUUUUCAAUUACUUGGCGAUGCACUCUUACAAAUACUGAGCGAGUUGGAUGUCGUCUGUUUGGAAAUCUUCGUGCGUAUUCUCUGGCUUCUUCAGCUGCGUUUCCAUUUACAAAGCCAUACACAAAAUGAAUAUCCGCUAACCCUUGAUUGGAGAAUAAAAAUGGCAUUUUUAUAAAACUUACAAAAAAAACAGGUAAAAGAAGCUAAAUUUCGUGCAUUCACAAUUGCAAAAAAACGUUUCAGGUUUCAACAGACCACAAAACUAACUGUCAACUAAUUGACGUUUAACCUUAUUCUGCUUUCAAUUUCAAAAAUAUUUGCAGGCCCAGCCUACUUCUAAAAAUUAUCGAAAUACUGACUUGUUAACGUUAUUUUAUCAUGAAUAAUUAAAAAUGCAUCUUACCUUAAAAAUCGAAAUAUCUCAAAAACCGCUAACUAUAACUAAAAUUCACAAGAGACCUUUUUUAUAUUGAAAAAGCAAAAAAUUGGACUAAGAAAAUUUUUUCGGUCAUUUUAAUACACUACAGGUACAGUAGAGGGCGCCCUCUAGCGGCUACAGUAAAACUAUGCCCAUGGUUCAUUUUGUCG